This is a messenger RNA of Centruroides sculpturatus (bark scorpion), 731 nucleotides long. RefSeq names its product tudor domain-containing protein 7B-like. The record is from RefSeq and is a predicted model, not a curated record. Gene Ontology annotation, biological process: spermatogenesis. NCBI's taxonomy places the organism in Eukaryota, Metazoa, Arthropoda, Arachnida, Scorpiones, Buthidae. The transcript has 6 exons. The coding region runs from base 78 to 731 and encodes 217 amino acids.
GAGCAUCUGUUGUUAAUUUAUUCUAGGCAAUAAAAUGCCAGUUAUAUGGGCUCAUAGAUUAUGCUGACAACAAAAUCAUGCUGCAUCAUUUAACGGAUAAAGAUUUAAUAUUAGGAAAAACGCUAGUUGCUGAAGUUGUUAAUAGAGAAGAACCAAUUUCUUUAAUAUUAUAUGAUACAUCAACUGAGGAAGAUAUCAAUUUGAAUCAGUAUCUUAUAGAAAUAACUGAAAAAGAAACAAUAACACCAAAAUUACCAAAAAUAGGUGGUAUAACUAAAGUUUAUCUUAGUCAUGUUGAUAACAAUGGUGAUAUAUAUGUGCAAGUAGUUGGACCUGCAUUAGAACUAUUACAGAAUAUAAUGAAUGAAUUUAAUACUCAAUGUGAAAAAAUUUUAGAGAAUGUGAAGUCCUUGAAAAUGGGAAAAAUGUAUUGUAUCAAUUAUUCUAAUAAUUGGUACCGAGCAGUCGUAAAAGUAAUGCCAUUUGAACAGAAAAAUAAGGAAAUAGAAAUGCUUUGUGUUGAUUAUGGAAAUAGUGCUUUUCUGCCAGUAACAAAUAUUUAUGAAUUGGGACAGUUAAAUGACAUUUUGUCUGGACUUCCAUAUCAGGUAGUGACUGAAGCAACAACAAUGAAUCCUGCUAAAGUAGAACUGUUUAAAAGGAUAGAGCCUUCUGAUGAAUUAGUAUCAAUUAAUCAAACACUAGCUCUUUGCACUGAUAUUUUCAGGUAG